Messenger RNA from Brassicogethes aeneus, 2160 nucleotides. The record is from the annotation of a GenBank genome assembly. Lineage: Eukaryota; Metazoa; Arthropoda; Insecta; Coleoptera; Nitidulidae.
AUGAAUAUUACAAGUGAUGAAGACGAUGAUGGCAACAUCAUCUGGCUAAAGAGUUCAAAGGACCAGAUUAAGAUUUUCAUCUCAUUCUUGAUUGAUCUUGAUCUUGAUUUCGGUUGUACAAAGUGUAUUACAGAGGAAGAAUACGUAAAUUAUCGCGUUUGUUAUCCAAAUUGCAACUCAGCAUUAAGAACAGAUGAAGGUUUUGUAAAUAAAAUAUAUGAUGAUUAUCAUAUUAAAGACACUCCUUUGUUGGCAUUGAAUAUUGGUUUAGUUUCAAGGGAUGUCUCAAACGCAGCCAAUGCAGGAUGCCUCAAAAACAACAAAGAAGGCCAGAGACUAUUUUUCGAUUACUGGGAAGGAUGCCAAAUGUACAAUUUGCACAAAAAUAGUCAAAUACAGCGGAAACACUUCAAACUUUUGGAAACAUUUGGAAAGAACUCUGAACCUGACGCACAUCCAUCGUCAAAAUCCUGUAGUCUUUUAAGUGGCCAAGAUUUUCAACCGAGUCUCGAAACAUUUUUCGCUCGAGGAAAAUCAUAUGAAGCUGGUGGUCAACGAGCAGCUAGUUUAGAAGAAGCCCUCGUUUAUAUGGUGUGUGUGGACAACAUGCCACUGUCCACACCUGACAAGAAAGGUUUUCAGAACUUUUGCAAAAAGGCUGUACCACUGUGGAAACCCCCAGGCAGGCAAACUUUGACAAGGCGCAUCGAAGACAAAUACACUGUCAUAUCGGACAAGGUACGAAAAAUUUUCGCAGAGCUUCCCGCGAUUUGCCUCACAAUGGAUGCGUGGACAGAAAGUCACACCACAUCCAGUUACCUGGGGAUGACGGCCCACUAUCUGCAAGGCGAGUCGAUGCAGUCAGUGGUUUUGGGAGUGGAACUUUUGACUGAGCGGCACACUACUCAGUUUUUGACCCAAAAAUCGCUGGAGUUUUCCGAAAGUUGGGGGAUUGACGAAAGAAAAGUCUCCGCCAUUGUGACUGAUAACGCUCCCAAUAUCGUUGCAGCUGCGAAAGAGGCUUACGGGAGUAAUAAACAUUUGGGUUGUUUCGCUCAUAUUCUGAAUUUGAUACCUUCAGCUGCUCUUGGUACAAAAAAAGUAGAUAACGAGGCGAUCGAAAAUGUUCCGGGGGUACCAGAACUUAUAGCGAAAGUGAAAAAAAUCGUGAGAUUUUCACACGAUAGUUACAAUUUUGGAAACGCUAUAAAGCGAAUUCAAAUGGAGACAGGCAAAACCGAGGGGCAAGUCCUUCGACUUCUCCAGAGCGUUCCGACACGUUGGGGGUCGACGUUCAAGAUGUGCGACAGGUUUUUGCUACUUCAAGGAGUUAUUGCAGCAGCAGCAGUUGAAUUUUCGGAAGUCGAAAUGCAAAGCGGAUCGGAAUUAAAGACUCUGGGUGCAAUUCGGGAUAUCCUACAGCCCGUCCACCUUGCAACGACUGAAAUAUCGGAGGAGACAAAUCCAACGGCGAGUAAAGUUAUUCCGCUGAUUGCUUCGAUUUUCCGAGCAGUAGAAGCAGUUGAACUCCCUCACAAUAAUGAAAUGGCGCGAAAAUUCAAAACAUUUUUGCUCCAAGAGCUCAAAAGACGUUGUGGAAAUAUAGAGGACAAUAUGGUCAUGGCAAUGGCAACACUUGUGGACCCUCGAUUUGCGAAAAAACGUUUUCGGAGCGCUCUGUCAGCGUCCAGGGCGAUCACAUUCCUAGAGACAGAAAUCAUCAGAGAAAUUAAAAAAGAAAAUGCCGAAGUUCUGGAGCAAGAAGAAUCCUCAGGCAUUGACUCUUUUACUGGACCAGCCGCUAAAAAAGCGAAAAAUGUCCUUUGGGAGUACCAUGAUGAUGACGUCGAAAGCAGCAGAGCCAACAUGUUGGAGGACUUAAAAAAUGCGGCACGGGCAGAAAUCAAGGCCUACACAGAUAGAAAGCUAUCACCAAGAAACGCAAACCCAUUUGAGGAAUGGACGAAGAUUGCACAUCUGUAUCCUCAUAUCUAUAAGUUGGCCCGAGUUUACCUGCCCAUUUUGGCCACAUCGGUCCCUUCCGAAAGACUUUUCUCUCUCGCAGGGCUAAUCGUGGAUGAUCGAGGGUCUCGCCUCUCAUCUGAGCACUUGCAGCAAAGGAUCUUCCUAGCAAGUAUUGACGACAAAUUUUGGAACUGA